This is a messenger RNA of Erythranthe guttata (spotted monkey flower), 1408 nucleotides long. Lineage: Eukaryota; Viridiplantae; Streptophyta; Magnoliopsida; Lamiales; Phrymaceae. The record is from RefSeq and is a predicted model, not a curated record.
AAAAAAAAAAAAAGGAAAUCUCAGAGUUUUUCUGCAUUUUAAUUAUUGGUUGAGAAAUGGCAGAGGCAUUGCUUCAAGUAGUUCUUGCAAACCUGAGCACACUGAUCGAAGAUGAGUUUGCACUGAUUACGGGUGUCGGUGAGGAGAUGAAGAAGCUGUCGAGCACACUUUCCACCGUUCAAGCAGUGGUCGAAGAUGCUGAAAUGAAGCAAAUCGAAAGCAAGCCCAUUCAGGAUUGGCUACUCAAGCUCAACGACCUUAUCUAUGAGAUUGAUGACUUAUUGGAUGAGUAUGCAACAGAAACCUCUAAGCUGAAGCAGAAAAACAGCAAAUUCGGCCGCUACACGCCGAACCAGAUUCUUUUCCGGCACAAAAUCGGGACAAGGAUAAACGAAGUUUCAGAAAAAUUGGACGAGGUUGCUGCAGAGCGUGCAAAGUUCCAUUUGCGCGAGAUGGCGUUUCGAGAGAGGCCGAUCGAGGUGGCUGCCGCACGUGAGACCGGUUCCAUUCUGAACGAGUCUCAUCGUCAAGUUUAUGGUAGAGAAGAAGACGCGGAGAAGAUUGUUGACAUCUUGGUCAACCAGGUCAACGACAACGACGAAAUCUCCAUCCUGCCCAUUAUUGGUGUUGGAGGCCUUGGCAAGACUACUUUUGCUCAAUUAGUCUACAACGAUCGGCGGGUCGUUGACCAUUUCGACGUAAGAAUUUGGGUUUGUGUCUCUGAUAAUUUCGAUCUCAAGACCUUGGUGAAAGCCAUGAUCGAAUCUCGGGCUGACUGUGCCCCGGACUUGUCGCGCUUGGACACUUUACAGCGUCGACUCUGGGAGUUGCUGAACAACAAAAGGUACUUGCUUGUAUUGGAUGAUGUGUGGAACGAAGAUCAAGAGAAGUGGUGUGAGUUGAAAAAAGUUGUUGCAUGUGGCUCGAAUGGGAGUUCGAUUAUCGUCACCACACGCCUUAAAAAAGUUGCUGAUAUAAUGAGAACGCUUCCAUCACAUCAGUUGACGGGGUUGUCGAAACAAUACUGUUGGAUGCUGCUCCGAGAACGCGCAUUCGGACAGGAGAACGAGCGAUUUCCCAAUCUGGAAGCCAUUGGGAAGCAGAUUGCGAACAAGUGUGCUGGUGUUCCUUUGGCUGCAAAGACGCUUGGAGGUCUGUUGCGUUUUAAGAGGGAAGAGAAGGAUUGGAAUCAUGUCAAAGAGAGUGAAAUAUGGGAACUACCACAAGAAGAAUAUUCGAUACUGCCAGCCUUGAGAUUGAGUUACCACCAUCUUCCUUUGGCAUUGAGACAAUGUCUCGUAUUAAGAAACAAGAAUUGAUUUAUAUGUGGAUGGCGCAUGGAUAUAUGUCAUCAAGGGGAGCACUGGAAGCGGAGGAUGUUGGCAAUGAUAUAUGUGAUGAGCUAGUU